Molecule: messenger RNA, 318 nt
Organism: Malaya genurostris
Lineage: Eukaryota; Metazoa; Arthropoda; Insecta; Diptera; Culicidae
Exons: 2
Coding region: 19-318 (99 amino acids)
Molecular function (GO): protein dimerization activity
Source: RefSeq, a predicted model, not a curated record
UCUACGGAAAUCUCGGAAAUGCACAAAAAUUUCGACAACAUUGAGGGAAACACAUUCCUGGCCAAGGCUACUCUUUUGGAUCCGAAAAAUCUGCUGAAAACAUGGGAUGAAAUAGCGUACAAGUACCCGCAGUUGUACAAAAUAGCUCAAGUGUACGUUCCAGCUGUUGCAACUUCGGUCCCAGCCGAGCGUUUAUUUUACCUGGCUGGUCGAAUUUUAAGCGAUGAAACGAACCGACUUACACCUGAGCAUUUCCAACAAAAAAUUUUCCUUGCCGGACUAGGGACGGAAGUUUGGGAGACAACGCUUAAUAUUUAG